Messenger RNA from Diaporthe citri, 1497 nucleotides. RefSeq lists its product as uncharacterized. The record is from RefSeq and is a predicted model, not a curated record. NCBI's taxonomy places the organism in Eukaryota, Fungi, Ascomycota, Sordariomycetes, Diaporthales, Diaporthaceae. The transcript is spliced from 3 exons. The coding region runs from base 1 to 1497 and encodes 498 amino acids.
AUGAGUCACCGCAUGGACGAAGUGCAAGACCGAUUGCAACAGAUCUCCAUCAGUCUCGACUGGUUCAGGAGCGAGCAUUCCAAAGUCAUCCAUGAGUAUAACAAACGCUCACAGCACAGGUUCUCAAUGCGGAAAAUCUUGGAUCGUCUCACUAGUACGCUUGUCAUGGUGACAGAGGAGAACCAGUUCCUCAAAGCAGGCCCUCCCAUGAAUGCAGACAGGCCUGCAGAAUCGGAAAAGGACGAGUUUGAGUCGACGGCUGAGCCCGAAGAGCAAGUCCGGAGAGGAACCUCGACAAUCCAUCGAAAGAAAGCAAGGUCGAAUCUGAGGUCCCCAGAGGUGGAGACUUGUGCAUCGCAGUUGAAAAAUUCGCAUGAGCAGCUCGUGCACAGCCCGGGACGACGGACCGAUGACCUUCUCAAAGAGAUUUCAGCUACACGUGCUGAACUCUUGACCUUGCAGUCAAAGCUGAAGUCGGCUGAAACGCACAUCGUCAAGAUUGGCGGAAAUCUGGGAGCCCUUCUGCCUCGAGAGACAGUCAAGAAUGAGUUCAGUUCCCUCAUCGUUGCAACACAGAUUUGGGUCUCAACUUGCGUGCUGCCAUCAAUCAGCAGUGCUGAACAAUGUUUCCAGGCAUCUGAGCGUGCUCGGAAUGUGUGGGCCGGAGACACGGCACUAUGUAUCUCCAGAUGGCGGAAUCGGGACUUCUUUGUUGCGAGCGAGUUCCCUGCGGCAGACGAGAACAUAUUUCUGGUGAUGAUAUUUGACAUCCUCAUUGAUAAAGCUUUUUUCGCCAAGGUCCGGUACCUCGAGGAAGACUUACAGAGGGAGAUCGAUGUCAUCAAACAGCUGGAGAUAUCAAUGAAUCUGAACCUCGAGUCGAGCAGAAGUUUGUACAAUGCUCGCCGCUGGAUGUCAGAAGCGUUGGCAGCAAUUCUAGCCCGCGAGGAGACGCAGGCUUUUCGUGAUGACUUUUCGCAUGUCCUGACACACUUCAUAAUCCGUUCAAUAGGCCUGGCAGAAGUUUUGGGCCCAAACAAGCAGGCUGCACUAGACAUAGCGGCAAUCUCGAUCCGGCAGGACGUUGUCCUCCCUGCUAUAGAGCUCGGUGACAAGAUGCUAUGCGCCAUUGACAAAUACUCUCUGGAUGUUUCAUCUUACUGGUCGGUGCCUUGCGCCUUCCAGACUCAAUUCUUCCGAGACCUAGAGAACUUGGACUGCAAAAACCUCAGCGGGGAUCCCCCCAGGUUCAAGCUAGAGAAGAUGCAAAAGCGCCUGUCAGAUGAUGAGAUCAAAGACCAGCUGAAAGCUAUUUGCCCGGCCAUUCCUGCGCUCCUCUUGACGGAGGUUGACGACAGAACGUGGGGACCUCCCACCAUUCUGGUGAAGGAACAAGUAUGGGUCGCGUGGCAUUCAAGGAGGAAUUUGACACUACGGCCCGAAGAACGGGGGUUCUUUUGGUUCCUCUACAACCGAGAAGCCAUUCAAUAUGAGUGA